Molecule: messenger RNA, 6174 nt
Organism: Cryptotermes secundus
Lineage: Eukaryota; Metazoa; Arthropoda; Insecta; Blattodea; Kalotermitidae
Product: vitellogenin-1
Exons: 20
Coding region: 20-5638 (1872 amino acids)
Biological process (GO): lipid transport
Molecular function (GO): lipid carrier activity
Source: RefSeq, a predicted model, not a curated record
UUUGUGACACAGCGUCGUCAUGGGGUCAUGCCAUUUCGACUAUAGCCGAGUUGCUUAUAAAAUGAUCCCUAAAAGAACCACUUGCCACAGCAGUAUCCACCACAGCACCAGAAAUAUGUUGUGGAAGGCUGUUCUCCCUUUCCUGUUUGCAGCGACAAUUGCAGCGGUUCCAGCAUGGGAGACAAACAUGCGGUACCUGUACAACAUACAGAGCCGUGCGCUGACGGGUCUACACCAAGUAGCGGACCAGUACGCAGGAAUCCUGAUGGAAGCACGCCUUGCUGUUGAACCACAGUCAGAGGAACUCCUGAGGGCCCAGCUCCUGCAGCCAAUGUAUGCAAAAGUACAUUCCAUACUGCCUGAAGGAUGGGCCGAGGAGAUCGACGAUCGUCAUCUGUCAUUUAAUCCAAUGCCUAUAAAAAGCAAUCCUUUCGAAAUCAGACUGGACUCUGAUGGAUUGGUAAAAGAACUUCUCGUCUCUAGGCAGACCACAGAGUCAGAAGCGAACAUGCUGAAAGGUAUAGUGAGUCAGUUCCAGCUGAACACUCAAGCAGUGCAUCUUAUCACACAUCGCCAGAACCACAUCCCGGGCCCUAAUUCUGACAGCGCACUGUACAGCGUCAUGGAGAGCGCUGUGACUGGAGAGUGCGAGGUUUUGUACGACGUCUCCUCAUUCCCAGAAGCAAUAAUAAGGGCACAGCCGGAAUUGGCACCGUUGGACGCCAAGGGAUCCCUCAUUCAGAUUAUCAAGUCCCAAAACUUCUCAAAUUGCAAUCGACGAAGGGUUUACCAUUUUGGAUUCAGUGAUUCUGAGAAUAUUCAGCCUGGUGGGAACGUGGGCAACCUCGUGGCUAGAUCUUCACUGAGCCGUGUUGUCAUCUCAGGCAGUCUUAACAAAUUCAUCAUUCAGUCCUCCGUGACUACCAACAGGGUGUUUCUGAGUCUUGAGGUGUCCAACGACCAGAAGGGUAUGUCAGCAAGUCGCGUCAAUGUCACCAUUGAAUCAAUUACAAAAACACAGAAGAUUCCCUCCCUUAGGGGCCAGCGUAGUGUUGGAGAUCUUGUGUAUCGUUUCAACAGUCAUGACAGACAUUUAUCACACUUCAAAGGGAAAAGCGAUAGUGGAUACACCUCGGACACUGACAGCAGCAGAAGCAGCAGUGAAGAGGACACCACAACACAGAGAUCUAAUGAUCCACGGAAGUCACAAUUAACUGGAAAGGAAGCCAACAUGAAGGAUCAGGAUGAUAGUGGUGAGUUGUUGUGGAAAGAGUCGAAAAGAACCCGCAGAUCAAUGCAAGCUAAAAUAGGGGCUUCGGGCAAUAAGAGCUACAGCAGUAGCAGCAGCAGUAGUGGUAGCAGGGAAAACGAAGAACAGACUGAACUAGAAGUUGAUUCUGCGCCCUGCAUGCCUCUUAUCCCAUCCGUUGUGGGAAUUCAAGAAAGUAAACUUCGUGCUUCCAAACAAAUCGACCCUGUUCGGACAGUUGUCAAGAUCGCCACUAAGAUUGGUAGUGAACUGGAGAAACCUUGCUGGUUGGUUGAGGAUAAUACACUUUCCAAGUUCACUCUCAUGACACGUGUUCUACGCACUAUGGACAGCAAACAAAUAGACGAAGCAACAAGAACUCUAGAGCCAUCUUCUCCAACGAAUCCAAAUCUCAACGGCAAUAUUAAAUGGGGAGCAUGGAAAUCCCUCCGCGAUUCCGUCGCUCAAACCGGAACCCUUCCAGCCCUUUCUGUUAUAGCUGAUCUCAUACGUAAGGACAAAAUAUUGGGCAACGACGCGGCAGAAGUUGUGGCUCUUUUGUCCCGCUCGGCCCUCACACCAACUCCUGCCUACCUCGAUAUGUUUUUCGAACUAGUCAAAGAUCCAAAGGUAAGAGAGCAGCCAUUCCUAAACCUCACAGCAGUGAUUUCCUUCUCAACUAUUCUUCGUGAGGUUGCUGUCAACACCCGAACUGCAACCGUACGAUAUCCAGUUUACGUCUUCGGCCGCAUGGUACCAAAACAUUUCACUGCGUUGACAGAAAAAUACAUUCCGUAUUUGGGUCACGAACUCCACAAGGCUAUAACAGAGGGCAACAGUCCAAAGAUUCAGCUGCAUAUUCUUGCACUUGGAAAUAUAGCUCAUCCGAAUAUUCUCCAGUAUUUGGAACCUUAUCUGGAAGGUCGAAUUGGUGUGUCCAAAUUCCAGCGACUUCUAAUGGUUUGUGCUUUGAUGAAACUGACAAAAAUGCAUCCCGAAGUGGCCAGUCCAAUUUUACUUAAACUGUAUGAAAACCUUGGAGAAGCUUAUGAAAUCCGCACAGCAGCAGUAUUUCUGUUGAUGGAAACAAAGCCUUCAGAGACUCUACUUCAGAGGAUGGCAGAGUUCAGCAACUUUGACACCAGCAAACACGUCAUUGCUGCUGUUCACUCCGCUAUAAAAUCUGCUCCAAAUCUUGAAGAACCGUUCACAUUUAGGACAAAUGGAAAAGCAGCUGUGAACCUCUUGGCACCUAACGUAUCCAGUAGCCGCAAAACAACAAACCUCAAGAAACCAGGCACUAAGAGGAACAAUGAGGAGACUGCUACAAUACCAGACAUUGCAAAUGAAAACAUGGAACAAGUAGAAGGAAACUUCAUGUUUUUCCACGCAGGCAGUGACAGGGUCUUCCCAUUUGACUAUCACACGCUGCAGAAUAUUCCAGUGCUUAUGAGAGACAUGGCCCGGAAAUAUAGGAAUCCUGAGACAUUUAAUUACACCAAAAUCUACUACAGAGAUAAUAUUAUGCUUGAGUUUCCUAAUGCAAUGGGCCUUCCGUUUAUAUUCACAUUGAGAACACCGACCCUCAUGAAGAUGGCAGCAGAAACCAGUCUCCGCUCACAACCAGACUUGGCCCAUGGGUCAGACAGAAAGGUCGUGAUCCCUGAAUCUGUGAACGUCACAGCAGAUGCUCAGUUUGUGUACAACGUCCAGCUUGACAGCAUGCUGGGCUUCGUUACGCCCUUUGACAACAUGCGAUACAUCGCUGGUCUGGAUAGAAACAUGUUAUUCCAUAUCCCAGUGAAAGCAAAUGUUGAUGUGGACGUACUGAAGAGGAAACUUACUAUAAAUGUGAUGCCAGGAAGAAACAGAAGAGUCACACUGACACAUCUGCGCACGCGCCCCUACACUAGCACACACGACAUCUUCAACAUGAUCCCCGUGUUGGAAGACAGCAGCACAAAAGUGAUACAUGUGCGUCCGACCAGGAAGUCCAAUAUGACGUUUGGCCAGCAGACCGGAGUGGUGUUCCAUUUACAAUCAGAAUCAGAAGAAGAAUUCUCAGACUUUAAGUCUCAACUCGACUCUGCACAGAUGCCUGACGCCCAUUCCAAGUUGUACUUCAACAACAUUGCACACGAUAUCCUUUACGAAGAUACCAGGCUGACAUACGACCCACAGCGAAGCACUGCUAACGUUGUUAAAAUAACAGCGGUCUAUGAUACUGACGUUGAAGAUGAAGACGAUUCGAACACUGAAAAUGGAUCAGCUCAUUUGAAGAACCAGAAGAGCCCACUUCCACGAAGUGUGAACAGAAAAUGGCAGAACACGCAGGAAAGUGGCCCUGAAUCCAUCAACCCCGCAAAUCCAGAGCCAUAUACAGCCCCUAACUGUAGACUUAGACGCAAGAAAUUUCUUUCCAAGGCUGCUGCAAGAGCUGGAAAUGCAACAGCUUCAGUUAUUGACCUUUCUAUCACAUUCGAGGGACAGACAAAGGCAGUGUUCUUAAUGACGGCUGCUUCUGCCUCCUCUCCAGUGAACGGAAGUGGAAGCCUUCUUGUCUUCAUGACAUCACAACCUGCUCAACAUCCGGAAAUUGCAGAGCAGCAAUUAAUUCCUGAAUUACAGGUAUGUCUGUUUGGGGACGUCUCAAUGCCUCAAGUACCAAUCAUCAACUUCAGUGAAGCACUGAAAUUCAACCCAAAUUCUUCAGUGAGGGCUUUGUUGAAUUUUGGCGAGACUUGUAACAAUGGAGCUACAGUGAUGCUCAACGGUCAAUUGGAACUAACCAAUAAGCGCCAAAAAUACAUUGCCGAUAGUCCAAUGGCCAAAUUAUGUGAGUCGCAAAUGAUGGAAGGGAACUAUCUUCUACCUGCCUGCCGCAUUGCCACUGAGAGCGCCAAUAAUCUUGAUCAGUAUCGCUUGAAGAUUGCGUUAAAUAAUGUCACCGAAUUCCAGAAGAACAACGUAUAUAUACUAUAUAAUAUGGCACGUGAUCUUCUUCGUCCCUACAUCACGGAGAAUGCAUACCCGCAGAACACUAGAGAUGUUACAGUGCAUGUUACAGCCAAUCUCAAUGAACAAAGCACUGCCUUAAACAUGACCAUGGAAACGCCGUUACUGAACGUGAAUGUAACCAACGUCAGACUCAGUAAACUGGCAAGGAGUCUACUUAACAUAAAUCCAGCGAAGACGGUUAUGGAGCGGAUUGGAAGAACCGUUUCUUCUCUCUACUAUGAGCCCUCGUGUGUUCUCGACACCACAGAAGCAAAUACGUUUGACAAUAGAACGUACCCCCUAGAGCUUGGGAACUGUUGGUACGUCAUGAUGAUGCUGGUUCCCAAACUUCCAGCUGACCACACUCGUCCACAAAACUCGCGUCGUGGCCUAAACAGGCUCGAUCGGGUUACGGUUUUGGUGAAGGCAGUUGGGCACAAGAAGAAAGUGAAGGUGUUACUAAGUUCCGCCACGUUAGACCUGCAACCUGUUGUGGAGCCUCGCCCUGGCCCAGCGGUACAGCUCAGCAUCAACAGCAAACCCGUUCUCCUUACGUCAUCCCACGCAACAGAGCUCCGUGAUGACGGAGAACUGUUGGGCUUAGUGUACGAAUUCCCAAGUGGUGCGGUACAGCUCACCUUGCCGAAUAACAACUUGGUGCUUGUGUACGAUGGAGCGAGAGUUAUGUUGCAGGCCAGUAAUGAGUACAGCCACCAAGUUAGGGGGCUCUGUGGAACUUUCGAUGGGGAACCCUUUACUGACUUCAAGACACCAAGGAACUGUCUCGUCACUGAACCAUCCAUACUUGCUGCCACUUAUGCAAUCGACGAUAAUUCUUGCGAAGCCCCAGUCAGAAACAUGAAGAAAAACGCCAGUGAAGAGUUAUGCGUUCAGGAAAGGAGCAGCUUUGCUGAUGUGAUAGCUAACGGUCAACCAAAAAGUUCUCGCCAAAGAGGAAUCCAAAUCAAUCAAUCCGUCAAUGACUCAUCCUCGUUUUCAUCUUCUGAAUCAAUUUCUGACCAUAACUCCAAUUCAAAUUAUGAAGUGAAUUUAUUUCCUCUAUCUAAGAGACCUUCAAGACUGAACAACAAAAUCUCCCGCCAUAAUCCGAAACACGUUUCAAACAGCAUAUCAUACAAGACAGUUAUCAUUACAGACAACGAAGAAAGUUGCUUCAGCAAGAAUCCUCUGCCAGCUUGUACAACAGGCUACCACAUCACAGCAACUGUGAAGAAGUACGCGCCAUUCUUCUGUACUGCUGAGAGACACCUUGCCGAACGUUAUAUUAAACUGGUGAAUAACGGCUUCUUUCCUGAUUUCCGUCUGCAUAAAGGACUCAGACCUAUCGCCGUGCUUGUUGCUGCUAAAUGUGAAUUAAACCCAACAGCUUAACAAUAAUGUCGCGUCCCUAGAAUCUGCGUAAUAACUCAUAAAAUUAAUAUAUGUAAGCAUUAAAUUAUUUUACGAGGCUCUUACUGUCACAAAUGGAGAUUCUGUGCAUUUCACUGAACAUUCAACAUAGAAAAGGAUCGAUAAUUCUUCAUCAUAUCGAUAUUUCAUGGUGACAUUACGUUCUUGUUCAGUGUAAUAAAUUUAAGCAAAAUGUCAGGAGCUCAAGCAGUUAGUCUUCGGUUCCCAAAUGCGACGGUCCGGGUUCGAUUGAAAGUCAAGUCACGUAAGGAUUUAUUGUGGACAAAGUGGCUCUGGAUCAGGUAUUCUCCGAAUAGUCCGGUUUCCCUUGCCUGUUCUUAUUCUAACUAAUGCUCUGUACUCAAUAAUCGGUUCAAUAUGACCCUUGUGGCCGGUUUACCAAGGGAACUCAGUCUCGUCCCACCCUAUGAACUAGAAAAAAGGGAAAGCAGUCUUCUGGGAUGUGGCGCCGUGUAGAUAUUAUCGCUUCCAUCUUCAGGGUAGAAGACAAGAAGGAA